This is a messenger RNA of Symbiodinium pilosum, 2406 nucleotides long. NCBI's taxonomy places the organism in Eukaryota, Dinophyceae, Suessiales, Symbiodiniaceae. The record is from the annotation of a GenBank genome assembly.
AUGGAGGUGCCAAGCUCCAAUGGCCCGGCUUCACCCGUGAUGACAUUCUCCAGCUGUGCCAAUGACAUUGUGGACUCGAUCACGCUGGAGGAGCCUGCAGAGCUGCCGCGCUUCUUCGAGAGACCUGUGGCACAGACAUCUCACUGGCUGCAUACUCCAGAUUCCCCGAUCGUGCAGUCCACUGAGCUUUCGCAGACUGCGCCGCAGAAACUGUUAGUCAUGAAGUUCGGUGGCACUUCUGUGGCUAGUGCUAAGCACCUGCUGCGUUGCUCCGACAUUGUACGGAAGGCUCUGCCGAGCAGGCCUGUCGUGGUCGCUAGCGCCAUGGGCAAAACCACCAAUGCACUCCUCCACGCCGCCAACUUAGCCCUGGAGACGGGUGAGGUGGACGUCUCCGCGAUACGGAAAACGCAUGAAAGCACCUUGAAAGAGCUUGGGGUUGACAUACCAGAAUCGGUCACCGAGCUCUUAAAUGAGCUGGAGAAGGUUCUCAGUGGCGUGGCUCUCCUGAAGGAGAUUUCCAUGCAGACCCGGGAUCGCAUCGUCUCCUUUGGCGAGCGUCUCAGUGUCCGAACCUUCGCAGCGGCCUUCAACUCCUCACGCAAAGAUCCCCAGGAGCCAGAGGCAAAGGCCUUAGAUGCCUGGCACGUGGGCAUGAAGACCACCAGCGGCUCCGGAAGUGCAGACUCGGCCUUCUCCUCCGUGGAGAUCCUGGAAGAAUCCUAUGCAGCCAUCAAACACAACCUUGGUCCUUUGAAGCUGAAUUAUUCUUACGUGCCCAUCGUCACGGGCUACAUUGCCAAGGACUCCAAGGGCGUGAUCACCACUUUGGGCCGGGAUGGCUCCGACCUCACGGCCACGGUGAUCGGGGCCGCCACCAAGGCGUCGGAGGUCCAGAUUUGGAAGGACGUCAGUGGGGUGCAAACCACAGACCCGCGCGUGAUCUCCGCUGCCAAGCCGGUGCAUGUCCUCACCUUCGAGGAAGCCGCGGAGCUUUCAACCUUUGGCUCGAAGGUUGUCCACCCUGCCGCGGUUUUGCCCGCCUGGAGUGCCGGCGUCCCGAUGAGCGUCAAAAACUCCAUGGCCCCGGACCUCCCAGGCACUCGGAUCGUUCCGGAGCUGGGUGGCCAAGAUACCCGGGAGGGUCGAGUAGCUGCCAUCAGCUCCAAGAAGAACAUCACCAUGAUAGUAAUUAAAAGCAGUCGAAUGCUUGGACAGCAUGGCUUUCUGGCGCAUGUCUUCCAAGUCUUCAACAAGUUCGCUGCAUCGGUGGAUGUGAUCGCCACCUCAGAAGUUACCGUGUCACUGACGCUGGAUGAAGGCUACAAACACGUUGACCUUUCUGCCAUCGAGGAGGAGCUCAGGGAAGUUGCCAAGGUAUCAGUGCUCCACGACAUGUCCAUGCUGACGCUCAUCACUCACAAGACAGAUUCCGUCAGUGUGCUGAAAGAGUCCUGCGCAGCCUUUGAGUUGAAGUGCGCUAAGUUGGAGAUGGUGUCUCAUGGAGCUUCGAAUGUCAACGUCACGUUCGUCGCGGAGCUCCGAGCUGCAGUCCUGGAGCUGCUUCGUGCGACCAAGUUCCCAUUCGUCCAUGCUGCCUAUGUGCUGGGCUUGAAUGGGUCGCACUACAGUCUCGACACGGCCACGGACAGGCACUACGGCAUUCCUCUCCGCUUGCCGAGGCUGCUCUGCCAACUUUUUCGCUUGGAGGUGCCUGACACUGACUUCACCACUAUCCGCAUUCAGAAGUUUGCCUCCUCCGUAAACUUCAACGGAGCCCAUCGUACUCUCCCUGUGAAUCUGCACACGCCCUUCUUUCCGGACGCGGAGGAUGGCUCGGCAAGUCCUGAGCCCUCGCACAUCGACAAAGACGGGCAAGGCAAUUCAGGCGUUCCCGCGUCUGCUCUAUGCUUCACGGAUGGGUGCAAAGGAGGCCAUGGUGAGCUCUGCGAGAACCUUGAAGGCGAUGAGGGCCGCCGCUGGCGCCGUUUCGUACAGCCUGCUGCUGGGUCAAACGCCUCUCGCUGGAUUCAGUUCCCAAUGGACACCUGGCUCAGAUGGUACUGGCCAACCUCCGGCGAUUAUUAUGUGGUGAUUGCUACGUGCGAGCCUCCGGACUUCAUUCGUGGUCUCCGUACGCGCCAGCAUCGACAGAUGCUGAAGCUUGGAUUUCGGCUGCCAAAGCCGUGGAAUGAGCUUGAGAAGGAUGAUGGCGAUGAGGAUGAAUGCCAUGAGAAGGCUCAGGAAGGUGAGCACCGGAGCCCACGGCGUGUGAGCAGUGCGCGGGUGGUCGCUGCCAAGAGGCUUCUCGGUCUACAGGGCGUCAUCGUUCCGACCCUUCAGGAGAUUGAGGAAGCAUACGACCGUGCAGUGCGGCUGGUGAAUGAGAACGGUGUGGACGGCUGA